Lingula anatina is the source of this 1439-nucleotide messenger RNA. RefSeq names its product histidine ammonia-lyase. Lineage: Eukaryota; Metazoa; Brachiopoda; Lingulata; Lingulida; Lingulidae. Gene Ontology annotation, cellular component: cytoplasm. Gene Ontology annotation, biological process: L-histidine catabolic process. Gene Ontology annotation, molecular function: histidine ammonia-lyase activity. The record is from RefSeq and is a predicted model, not a curated record.
UAAGCACGUGGCUUGGGGAGUGUUGACGGGCUCAAAAUAAAAGCGCAGUUUCCCAACACACAGAAAACAAGAACACAAGAAGAGAGAAUGAAGCUUUCGGUGCGAGUAAGGGGCGAGUGGUUUGCAGUUCCCUGCAGCAGGGGGAAUGAAACUAUAGGUUGGCUAGGUGAAGAGGCACUCCGUCGGUACACGAGAAACAAAAGCGGAGCAGUUGAGCAUGAUUCCAACAAAAAUGUGACCGAGAUUGAAAAAGUAUUUGAAGUUCGUAAAACACAAGGAGGGGCCAUUCUCGAUCCUGCUGACCUAAUUAAAUCCGUGCUUGAUGACAACGAGUUUGUUUCAGUUGUAUUGGAAAGUGAUGUCUCCAGCCCAAUCACAGGCCCAGUGGAAGUUACCUACAUACCAGAGCAAGUUCCAGGCUCAUAUAUUCUACCCAAUGAGGUGAGUUCAUUUAGCAUGAAUGUAAUAAACUAACAACCAUGUCUUUUAAAGCUUUAUUUAAUUUUCAAAUAAGUAGUUAAAAAAAACAGUGAAUAUGUUACAGAAAAGUGACAUUUCUUUAUGUCUAACUGAACAUAUUCCCCUAUGUGUUUUAAUUUGAAAGUGAUAACUGUGCAUGCAUACCCUUCUAAAAGAAGUAUUGAGCAAGAAUUUAGUAAUUUAAAAUUUAGUAAACCACCGUGGACUUUUAAAAUUUCCAAAUUUUUGUGUAUCUUAACCUAAGAAUACAAGAAAAUGGCAUUGAAAAGGAAGUAUUGUUUGCACGUUUAAGUACAGAACCUGCUUAACCUACAUAUCAGCCAAUCAAUUGACAGCAUUUUAAGGUCAUUUAAUGUCUGGGUCCCUUACUUCAGACUGCUGUUUUUCUUUGGUCACCCUGCCUUCACCUCUCUAGCGACAAGCCAAUCCAUUUAACAAGAAUUAAUCAAUUUUACCAGAUUUUGGGUACAUAUAUCAUAAUUGUGUUUUGUUCUAUUUAUUAGAAUUAUUAAAUGCUGCAUUCUGCAAAUUAAAUCUCUAGAUCUGUCAGAUCAGAGAAAAACAGCAAAAUUUACUUUCAAAAGUGCAACUUUUAAACCAGGGUAGCGAUUUUAUGCAGUCACAUAUUUUUUGAAGAGACUUAAAGAAAUUCAUGUAAUCUUAACUCAAUAACUUACAUCAAAAUUUUAAUUGAUUUUUUUCUAUGCUUGCCUAUAGUAAACACUGCACCUCUUAUCUGACCUGAUCUGACCCAGCAUGACUUGAAAAUACGCGAAAAUACACAAUGUGUCCGAAUGGUUUGGGUAGGCUGUACCGGUAGUUGUGCUCAGUACACAGAAGUUAAUUGACAUUGUUCAUUGAUGUUGGUAUAAAGAGAGCUGAAGAUCUGUGCCAUGAAUCUGUUGUUUUUUUAGCUUUUAUUUCUUGAAAUCUGUUCUUUUCUCCCAUGUUUAGUCAAU